CCUGUUUGGAACUGUUCAGGAAAAAGAAAUAAUGGCGACGCUUCUGGGGUCCGAGUCCCCUUGGACUGGAGGAAAACGAAGCAGUCGCAAUGACAAUAUCAUUGCGAAGAUCACACACAGUCAGAUCGCAGGCCAGGGUUUCAGCCGAGGGACACAGCUCCCAGAGGCGCUGCUCCAGGAGAGAGAUAAGAGGGCCAAAUGGCAUGGCAUCCCUGAGCUGCUGCAGAAGCUCCAUGAGAGCAGCCAUCCUAACAGUGACCUCUCCCAAACACACAGUGUACUAAAGGAACUAUCAUCCCUACUUUCCAUGGAGGCAAUGUCUUUUGUCACAGAAGACAGGAAGAGUGCUCAAGAAUCCACCUUUCCCAACACAUACACCUUUGACCUCUUUGGUGGAGUAGAUCUGCUUGUAGAGAUCUUGAUGAGGCCUACACUCACUAUGCAGAAGAAGAAACCUAAAAUGAAUGAUGACUUGGUCAAGGACUGCCUUAGUGUUCUUUACAACUGCUGCAUAUGUACGGAAGGGGUAACAAAGAGCCUUGCAGCCAGAGAUGACUUUGUCCUGUUUCUCUUCACCUUGAUGACGAACAAGAAGACGUUUCUACAGACUGCCACUUUAAUCGAGGAUAUUCUUGGCGUCAAGAAGGACAUGAUCCAGUUGGAGGGGAUUCCUAACCUGUCUGGUCUGGUCCAGAGCUUCGACCAGCAGCAGCUGGCUAACUUCUGUCGCAUCCUCUCUGUCACCAUCUCAGAACCCGACGUGGGAAAUGACGACAAACACACCUUGCUUGCCAAGAAUGCACAGCAGAAACGCAACGCAAGCCCCUCACGUGCAGAGGUCAAUCAAGUGACCCUCCUGAACAUCCCGGGCUUCAUCGAGCGCCUGUGUAAACUGGCCACCAGGAAGGUGUCUGAGGCCACCGGGGCGUCUAACUUCCUGCAGGAGCUGGAGGACUGGUACACGUGGCUGGACAACGCCUUGGUGCUGGACGCCCUCAUGCAGAUGGCCACGGAGGAGGCUGAGCACAGCAGUACAGAGUCAUCAGAUGAGAGUUCGAUGGCCACCAGCCCUCUGAGGCACCGUUUGCCCCAGUCCAUGAAGAUUGUCCAUGAGAUCAUGUACAAGGUGGAGGUGCUCUAUGUGCUCUGUGUGCUGCUAAUGGGCCGUCAGAGGAACCAGGUACACAAGAUGUUAGCAGAGUUCCGUCUGAUCCCAGGCCUCAACAACCUGUUUGACAAGCUGAUCUGGAGGAAGCACACCUCGUCCGAUCACGUGGUGCAUGGCCAGAACGAGAACUGUGACUGCAGUCCGGAAAUAUCAUUCAAAAUCCAGUUUCUGAGGCUUCUCCAGAGCUUCAGUGACCACCAUGAGAACAAGUACCUGCUUCUGAACAGUCAGGAGCUGAACGAGUUGAGUGCCAUUUCUCUGAAGGCCAACAUACCGGAGGUGGAGGCCUUAGUCAAUACAGACAGGAGUCUAGUGUGUGAUGGGAAGAAGGGUCUCCUCACACGUCUGCUCGCCGUCAUGAAGAGGGAACCUCCAGACUCCUCCUUCAGGUUCUGGCAGGCCAGGGCAGUGGAGAGUUUCCUCCGUGGAGCCACCUCCUAUGCGGACCAGAUGUUUCUGCUGAAGAGGGGGCUACUAGAACACAUCCUGUUCUGCAUCAUAGACAGCGGCUGUAAGUCGAGAGACGUCCUGCAGAGCUACUUUGACCUGCUGGGGGAACUCAUGAAGUUCAACAUCGACGCCUUCAAGAGGUUCAACAAAUACGUCAGCACAGACGACAAGUUCCAGACCUUCAUGACCCAGAUCAACAGUUCCCUGGUGGACUCCAACAUGCUGGUGCGCUGCAUCGUCCUUUCCCUCGACCGCUUCGAGAGCCAGACAGAGGACGUGAAAGUGGUGGAGGUGCUGUCUGAAUGCUGUCUGCUGUCCUACAUGGCCCGGGUGGAGAACAGGCUAUCCUUCCUCUUCAGGCUGGUCAACAUCAUCAACGUGCAGACUCUCACACAGGAGAAUGUGAGCUGUCUGAACACCAGCCUGGUGGUCCUGAUGCUAGCCAGGAGGCGGGGCAAGCUGCCCUUCUACCUCAACACAUUGAGAGAGAAGGAGUAUGCAGAGAAAUACCCCGGCUGCCUGCUAAACAACUUCCACAACCUUCUGCGCUUCUGGCAACGCCACUACCUCAACAAGGACAAGGACAGCACCUGUCUGGAGAACAGCUCCUGCAUCCCCUUUGACUACUGGAAGGAGACCGUGUCAGUGCUGCUGGGCUCAGACAGGACUUCUCUGUGUGCCAUAGCCAGCUACAUAGACGAGCCCUUCAUGGACCUGGACAGGGACCUGCUGGAGGAUUAACCCAUACAGGAGGGCUUGGCUGGGCUGGUGGAGGGGUAGGGGGUCGCUGGGGUAUGGACACCUAUCAGGAGUGAUGACCAUGCCAGAAAGACAGAGCUGGGCUGUAACUAUGGCUGGACACAGGGACUCGUCGCUAUGCUGUCUGUAGCUAGGCCAGGAGGCUGUUACUAAAGAGGGGAGGGGAGGGGGGGGGACACUCUACAAUCCUGGCCAUCUUCACUCCUCACUCCUUUUCUCUUCAGAGGAGAAGGGGCGAGAGUGCACCUGUUUGUCUGUCCAGCCCAGACCCUACAGUAGAGAGAUAUACAUUUAUUGGACCUUGAAAUACUCCUAUGUUGGUGGUUUGCUUUAGGUGAAAUCAAAUAGCCUUUUUAUAUAUUACAUAAAUAUAUGGAAAAAUCUAUACGUACGAUGCAACAAAUUAGAUGGAUGGAUCUAUCCAUCUAUCACAGAAAAUGAUUUGUUUUCACCGUGGGGGGCUUGUCAUAGGAGGGGAGGCCCAGAGUAUGUGUCUAAAGACUAGUCCCCCUGUGUCUCUUCUAGCCCACAUGGCUCUCUUAGAGAUGGGAAGUGUUGACUCCAUGUCUGGGAGCCUAAGAGGGCUGCACAUGACUGGAUGCAGAGAUGGCAUCAGUCUUGUCCAGUGGUCUUUUGAAUGAACAGCUUCGUCUCUGAUCUAUAUGUGUAUGUAGGCCUCUCUCUUAGGUGAAUCUAGUCGACUGAUACUUUGUAGCUUUACUCAGCCCGUCCAGGUAGCUUGUGGAUCUGUUGAUGGUUUACAUUCUAUGGGGUCCUGUGGUGGAUGAGAUGGGGCUUUGGACGGGACUCCCACUCACCUGAUGCCACAACCCCUUCAUGACUUCACUCAGAGACAAGGAAACAUUUUCCUUUCUGGUUUUGUUUUCAUCUUGUUAAGAGAAUAGCUUUUAGAUCUAAAUAAAGUGUAGAUAAAAGGAAGAUAAAAGGAAGAUAAAACAUUGCAUUGUUUGAAUUGUUAUUUUGAUGAGACGUUGUUUUUAUUUUGUAUCCAUCAAGUGAAAGGAGGUUUGGUAGAAGAAUAAACUAUGCAGGUUCUAGUA
This is a messenger RNA of Coregonus clupeaformis (lake whitefish), 3438 nucleotides long. RefSeq names its product transient receptor potential cation channel, subfamily C, member 4 associated protein a (gene trpc4apa). The transcript has 17 exons. NCBI's taxonomy places the organism in Eukaryota, Metazoa, Chordata, Actinopteri, Salmoniformes, Salmonidae. Gene Ontology annotation, biological process: ubiquitin-dependent protein catabolic process. The record is from RefSeq and is a predicted model, not a curated record. Gene Ontology annotation, molecular function: phosphatase binding. Gene Ontology annotation, cellular component: Cul4A-RING E3 ubiquitin ligase complex. Bases 32 to 2359 code for a protein of 775 amino acids.